AUGGCAGACUGGGGCACCAAAUCCAUCGGCGCAGCCUUCACAACUUCCCACUCACGUCCAAACGCAGACAUCAACUCCUCAACAGUGACCCUGCCGAAGCCCUUCGUUGUCUGCAUCGUGGGCGCGUCUCGUGGCAUUGGCGCACGCGUCGCUACAGCAUACGCCAAAGCAGGCUGUACAGCUCUCAUCCUCGCCUCUCGCCGUCUUUCAGGCCUCGAAGAAACUGCCGCAGCCUGCAAAGCCCUCAACCCCAAAGUCGAAAUCGAAAUUAUAUCCUGCGACAUCACAUCUUCAGCUUCUGUAUCUUCUCUCGCGGAAAAGGCACUUUCUCGAUUUGGCCGUUUGGACGCAGUGAUUGUUAACAGCGGCUACUCUGGACCGGUCAGAUUACGGAUAACAGAAACAGAUCCAGAGACGUUCCUCAAUGCGACAAAUGUGAACUACGUUGGAAUAUUCUACUGUGCGAAAUUUCUGAUACCGUUGUUACUCAACACUUCAGACGGCGCGAAGCUCUUUAUCGGCGUCUCCUCUCUUGCGUCGAUCCUUGUGCGGGGCCCGAUUGCGAAUACACAAUAUUGCGUAUCGAAAUGCGCGCAGUUGAAGUUAUUGGAGCACGUUCACGAGCAGUACUCGGAUCAAGGAUUAAGCUCUUUUGCGGUGCAUCCGGGAUCGGUGCUCAGUGAGAUGGCGGAUGAGACAGUACCAGAGGAAUUCAGGCCUUUCCUUACGGAUAGUCCAGAGCUUUGCGGGGCGUUUUGUGUGUGGUUGACGAGUGAGGAUAGGAAGUGGCUUAGUGGGAGGUUGUUGAAUGCGAAAUGGGAUGUCAAGGAAUUGGAGGCGAAGAGGGAGGAAAUUGUGGCGAAGGAUGCACUCAAGUUGCAAUUGAGUCUGCCGUAG
Molecule: messenger RNA, 897 nt
Organism: Cercospora beticola
Lineage: Eukaryota; Fungi; Ascomycota; Dothideomycetes; Mycosphaerellales; Mycosphaerellaceae
Product: SDR family NAD(P)-dependent oxidoreductase
Cellular component (GO): membrane
Source: RefSeq, a predicted model, not a curated record